Columba livia (rock pigeon) is the source of this 2783-nucleotide messenger RNA. It is a transcript of the gene PHOSPHO1, whose product is annotated as phosphoethanolamine/phosphocholine phosphatase 1. The transcript is spliced from 4 exons. The record is from RefSeq and is a predicted model, not a curated record. Gene Ontology annotation, molecular function: phosphatase activity. Lineage: Eukaryota; Metazoa; Chordata; Aves; Columbiformes; Columbidae. Gene Ontology annotation, biological process: bone mineralization involved in bone maturation. Bases 1056 to 1862 code for a protein of 268 amino acids.
GGCGACCUGAGUGAAAACUGGGGCGUUGCGGUGAAUCGGGAGCCGCACAAUGCACCACUGAGCCCGGUGCAGAACAGCUUCUGCCUUUGCUUUUCCAGCAGGAGCCCGAGCGCCGUGCAGCGCCGCGCGUCCAAACGUGCUUUCCCCAGGAAACACCCGUGUGCUUUCAUCUCCUGCGCCCCGUCGGAAUUACGUAAUGCCAUAAGACAACUUUCUCAAUAAGCUUUGAUAAAACUAUGGGGUUUAUUAGCAAAAAACUGUUGAAAAAGAGGCUCUCGAAGGGCUUGCAGGGGUGUUAACCUGCGUGUCCGCUCAAACAGCCAGUGCGGUGAGAUCCAGCGCGUUCCUGUCCCAGGAGAUGUCCCUGUUGUGUUAUUUCUGAUCUGGUCCUGCCCUGACCGCAGCGUCACUGUUUCCCCGUCCGUUCUUUUUAGUUUUUCUAUAGAAUUUCCUCCCUAAGGUUUUUCAGACAGUGGGUAGCUCAGUUGUGAGAAAGGAGAUAAUGAUCAGUUUGCAGUUAUAUUAAAGCUACUCCGUACAGGCAAAAAUCUGUGAAAAAUGAUUCCUCCCGAGGCAGUGCAAGCGUGGGGGUGUCAGCUUUCUGCGAAGCCUCAGAUGUCACUAAUGGUCCAAAGGUCUCACGACGCUUAAAAUUAAACCUGCGUCCUGUUCCAGCCCCGGUUGGGUAACAGUGCCCUGGUUCUUAUGCAACGCUGUGAUUUCCGCGGGUCGGGGCACCCGCGCCGCCCUCUGCCAGAGCCAUUUCUGGAGGGUGUAAAUAGAAAAGGCGGCGUGUGGAUUCGGUGUCGGCUGCACCGUGACCGAGUUCUGGGGCUGGAAACAACCGGGGCCUCAAAAAUGGGAGCGUGAGGCAGCGCGUUACUGAACCGUCGAGGCUUUGCAUCAUGUCAGGCAGCGCGGCCGCUCUGCGUUGGUUUUGGAGGGAGCCCCUUUCGUGCGGGAGGCGGAGGGACGCGCUCCGGGGACGCAGCCGCCGGGCGGGAGAGCCCUGAGCUGCCUUCAGCCCCGCGCUACCAGCCGAGGAUGCUCUGAAAAUGCGAAGGUGCUGCGGGGGCGCGGGGCUGCCAUGCCUGUUUAAGGGUGUGGGGAUGGCCAGCCCCCGGCCUCCCAAAUACCUCCUGGUCUUUGAUUUUGACGAGACCAUCGUCAACGAGAACAGCGACGAGUCGGUGGUGCGGGCGGCGCCGGGGCAGGCGCUGCCGGAGCGGAUCCGCCAGACCUUCCGCGAGGGUUACUACAACGAGUACAUGCAGCGCGUGCUGGGCUACCUGGGCGACCAGGGCGUCAGGAUGGGUGACUUCAAGGCCGUCUAUGAGAGCAUCCCGCUGUCCCCCGGCAUGCCCGACCUCUUCCAGUUCCUCUCCAAGAACCACGAGCUCUUUGAGAUCAUCCUCAUCUCCGACGCCAACAUGUUUGGGAUCGAGUGCAGCCUGCGGGCAGCCGGGAUCUACUCGCUCUUCCGCAAGAUCUUCAGCAACCCGUCGGGCUUUGACAAGCGGGGCUACCUCACCCUGGGGCCCUACCACAGCCACAAGUGCCUUGACUGCCCGGCCAACAUGUGCAAACGCAAAAUCCUCACCGAGUACCUGGCUGAGCGGGCCCAGGAGGACGUGGAGUUCCAGCGGGUGUUCUACGUGGGCGACGGCGCCAACGACUUCUGCCCCGCGGCGGCACUGACAGCGGCAGACGUGGCGUUCCCGCGGAAGGGCUUCCCCAUGCACCGCCUGGCCCAGGAGCUGCAGCACAAGCAGCCGGGCGCGUUCCAGGCCACGCUGGUCCCCUGGGACUCGGCCACCGAGAUCGCCCGGUACCUGCAGGAGCUGCUCAAGAAGAAGGGCUGAGGUUGGGCCGGGAUGCCGGCAGCAGCGACCAGGCCGAGCGGGGCCACAUCCUGCGCCCCACGUCCCAGCUGCGCUCCCGCCCCAGCUCCUGCUCCCCGGGAUUGAAGCACUUUCUCCAGGUCCCAAUUCUCCAUCCCUGUCCAGGCAAAGCCUUCUCUAUGCAGCUCGGACGUCAGCCCCGCGGAGGGCGGCAACACUAACAGUGAUUUCUUUAUUAUAUAUUUUUUAAGUUUGAUUUUCUUUUCUUUCCCUUUUGGCUUCACAAGAGCAAUCCCUAGAAGCCAUGAGCACCGCCAGCCCCAGCUCAGCAGCUGAGCCUUUGCCACAGGGUUAACUGUCCCUUGAGACUUUAUUCUCUGAAAUAUCACGACACGAGGAACAGGAAACCUUUGGGAAGGUGGUACCUUGGAAAUAAAACCUCCCGUAGCGCCCAGGGCAUGAGCAGAGCGAGCGUGUCGCAAUGCGGGGGGACCGGCCCUUGGCUUCCACCUCCACCCGCUGCUGCUGCUCCCAGGGGAAUGUCCCCGUGUCCCGCGGGUCACCCCGUGUUUACUGGAUCACACCGACCCCCUGCCCUGGGCCAGAGGUGCUGAACCCCCGGGAGGCGCUGGGGCUCUUCAGUAUCAGCAUCACCCCCCGGCCCCCGCAGCAUUAAUCGCCCUGUGUAAUUGCACUCUGCCGGGAGCCCCCUGGCUGCUCUCUGCUUCUCCCGGAUUUCUCCACAGCCUUACAGGUCCGAGGGCAGCUUGGGACCCCCCCAAAACCACAGGAACCCCGACACACACCUGAGCAGCGGGAAAUAACCAAAGCAGCCCCAAGUUGUUCCUCCUCUGUCACCUCCCCCCUCUUUGCUCUUCCUCCUCUGGACCCUGGUCAACUGUGUGGAACUUAAAGCCAUGGAAUUAAAACAAAAUACAUAUA